CCAAAAUCAAAACCCUGAAAUUGGAUGAACCAAACAAAUUCUAUUCUUUAAUCAUACGAUAUAGAAUUACAGACCGAAAGAUUAUUGAGUCGAGAGUGUGAGAGCAGACCAGGUCUUCGAUUGUUCUCAGUUCCACCAACUCCAUCGGUUUUUCUGUUCCCCGGAUUUCAAAAGUUCGAUUUCCCGAAAAGCCCCUCGCUUUUCUUCAAAUGUUACGCUCCAGAGGUAGAAGAUAAGCAGCUGAGGUAGCUGAUUGUCGUCUGGGAUCCAGCAAUGAUCGUCAGGACUUACGGCCGCCGGAAUCGUGGUCUUUCGAGGACUUUCUCCGACUCCUCUAGCGACGCCAUUCACGAUUCUUUCGGCGACUCUCUUUCUCAGGAAAGUUCUCAGGACCAGCUAUUUGGCAUCGCCUUCUCCUCCCAAGACUCUUCCACUAGAUGGUCCACUUUCGAUUCUGAGCCGUACGGCACAAAUUCCUCUCAAGGUUCGUUUUCAGCAAAGCCUAUAAGGUCUUCUUUUGACGAUUCGCUGACCGGAGGCAAUAGGAAGUCCAAGAAAGUCAAGAUUGACAAAAGGGAACUAGAGGCGUUUAAGAGUUCUCAGCCGGCGAUCCCGUCUACAUCGACUUUGAUGGAAGCCCAGGAGUUCGGGGAGAUGAUGGAGCACGUAGAUGAGGUGAAUUUCGCGUUGGACGGGCUUAGGAAGGGUCAGCAAGUUCGGAUCAGAAGGGCGAGUUUGAUUUCCUUGUUAUCUAUUUGCAGUACGGCGCAACAGCGGCGGCUUCUACGGACUCAUGGGAUGGCCAAGACAAUAGUUGAUGCUGUUUUAGGUCUUAGCUUUGAUGACUCGGCCAGCAAUCUAGCUGCUGCAACUCUUUUUUACAUUUUGACGGGCGAUGGUCAAGAUGAUCACCUUCUGGAAUCACCAAAUUGUGUUAGUUUUUUAAUUAAAUUGUUGAAACCAAUUGUCUCUAUGGCUGCUGAAGUAAAAGCACCGAGAAUUGGCCAUAAGCUUUUAGUACUUCGAACGGAUUCUGAUACGUUACAAAGUACAACAAAAAGACUGGAUUCCAGUUCUGCUGUAAUUUUUUCAAAAGUUGAAGAAAUUCUUGUAAGUUGCAAGGAAAUAAAAUCAAGAUGCAUUGACUCUGCCACAACAGAUAGGCCAGAACUGUGUCCAAAAUGGAUUGCUUUACUGACUAUAGAGAAAGCCUGCUUGACUACCAUUUCCCUUGAAGAGACAUCUGGUGCUAUAAGAAAAACAGGUGGCGACUUCAAGGAAAAAUUCAGAGAGCUAGGAGGGCUUGAUGCUGUCUUUGAAGUUGUCAAGGAUUGCCAUUCCAAUAUGGAGGGUCGUGUAGAGCGUGUUUCACUGUCUACACAAGAUGCCAGAUGUGAAAACUUUUUGCAGAGCCUGAUGCUACUUUUGAAGUGCUUAAAGAUAAUGGAAAAUGCCACAUUCCUUAGCAAAGAUAAUCAGAGUCAUUUGCUUGCAAUUAAAAGAAACUUAGAGGAUCGAGGGACCCCACAAUCUUUCACGGAAAUCAUAUUAAAUGUCAUCAAGAUCCUCUCAGGUCUCUUUUUACGCAAAAGUUCUGCUGCUGUUUUAAAUAAUGAGAAUUCUGCCCAUCUCCUUGACGGGUCUUGUCAUACAUCUAAAGUGUUUGUGGAGGCCGAUGGUGGAGCAAACAGAAAGAUAACUCUAUCAAGCGGUAAUUCAAAGAUGUUGUGCAACACCAAGAGUUCUUUAUCUGACAAGAGCUCCAUUAUAUCCCAAAACAUGAGGAUUGCCACUGCUAGGUUAGACAGUUCUUUAACUUCUGGAACUACUGGCACAUCAUUGGCAAAUAGCAAUUUAUCCAAGAUGAGACAAAGAUCUUCCACAUCUGGUUCAUCAAGUGUAACGUCAAGUGGAGCAAUUACAUUAAAUAAUCAACAUGUGGGGAAAAUUAAUGAUCUUGACUUUACAGAAGGUGGUGAGCUUAGCUUUUUGGAGGACCAGGAUCCUUUUGCUUUUGAUGAGGGUGAUUUUGAACCCUCUAAAUGGGAGUUACUUUCGCAGAAAGAGAAGAAAUCUCGGGCUAGAAAAGAGGUUGUCAAAUUUAGAGAUUUUGAGAAUGGAUUUAAAUCUCAGAUGAUGUUUGGUGAGAAAGAAUCAAUGAUACGAAGUCAUCACUCCAAUGAAAUUUCAUGCUUAACAUCCCCGAAUGAGGAGGGAUUCAUUCUAGUGGCUGACUGCCUUCUUGCUUCUAUCAAGGUUUUGAUGAACUUGACCAAUGACAAUCAUGUUGGCUGUCAACAAAUUGCUUCCUGUGGAGGAUUAGAAACUAUGUGUUCACUGAUUGCCAAUCAUUUUCCUUCAUUUUGCCCUACUUCAUCCACCUUUAAUGACUUAAAAGUACAUACAUUAACUCUCGGAUUUGAGCUUCAAAAUGACAAGCAUCUAACCGAUCAAGAGCUUGAUUUUCUUGUUGCAAUUUUGGGCCUGCUCGUGAACUUGGUGGAGAAGGAUGGUCAUAACAGAUCACGGCUUGCUUCAGCUACUGUUUUGAUACCUAGCUUACAUGGACUAGUAAAGAGUCAUAGCAACGUAAUUCCACUAAUAUGUUCCAUCUUUCUGGCCAACCAAGGAGCAAGCGAUGGAGUUGAGGAAGGGCAAUCUUCGCCAUUGAAUGAGGAGGUAGCUGUUCUGGAAGGUGAAAAGGAAGCAGAAAAAAUGAUUGUUGAGGCUUAUGCAGCGCUACUUCUAGCAUUUCUUUCAACUGAGAGCCAGGGCAUACGUGAUGCCAUUGUCGACUGUCUUCCAGGUCACAACCUAGCAAUUCUUGUGCCAGUUUUGGAGCGAUUCGUGGCAUUUCACUUGACAUUGAACAUGAUUUCCCCUGAGACGCAUAAAGCUGUAACCGAAGUGAUCGAAUCAUGUAGAAACUCCUGAUAAUUGAAGCAUGGAGAUCCUGUAAAUUCUUAACCCUCCUUAGCCGGAUUGCUUAUCUUUAAUUGAUACCAUAGAAAUAGAAAGCUGCAACAUACUGAAGAAACCAGCGGGCUCAUCGCUUAUGUUGUUGUCUGAUUGACCAUUGUUCUGUACCUUUUUUCCACCAGUCAGGGUUUUCUUCCUUCAUAAAAAUUUUCUCAAGAGUUCUAUCUCCACCCAUAUUGAGUUCUGGAUUUCUUCUUCUUUUUCUUCUUUUUGGUAGCCUUUCUUAUCUCUACUAUUUUCUUCUCCUUUUCGUUUACACAACCAUUGUAGUGCAUGGUAAGAUGCUUGUAUACGAAAACUAUAGUGGAAUGAAAUCAUUAUUCAUUUUCGAGUUUGUAAUUUAUAUAACCCAUUUCUUCCUUCA
Molecule: messenger RNA, 3343 nt
Organism: Momordica charantia (bitter melon)
Lineage: Eukaryota; Viridiplantae; Streptophyta; Magnoliopsida; Cucurbitales; Cucurbitaceae
Product: wings apart-like protein 1
Source: RefSeq, a predicted model, not a curated record